Lactuca virosa is the source of this 1527-nucleotide messenger RNA. The record is from the annotation of a GenBank genome assembly. NCBI's taxonomy places the organism in Eukaryota, Viridiplantae, Streptophyta, Magnoliopsida, Asterales, Asteraceae.
GACACACAACAGUCUUCAAGUGUUUUCCUCUCUUUUACAGCAGUUUUCUAACUUCAAAACCUUACUGCUCUCAUCUCCGAGUCACGAGAAACGAUAAAAUGGAAGGAAAGUUAGGAUGUUUUGCGAGGUUUUUUCUCACAGCCAAGCCAUAUAUAGCAAUGAUUUGUUUGCAAUUCGGAUAUGCUGGUAUGAAUAUCAUAACGAAAGUUUCGUUGAAUCGAGGAAUGAGCCACUAUGUCCUUGUUGUUUAUCGUCAUGCAUUUGCCACUGCUGCUAUCGCCCCAUUUGCCAUCAUCUUCGAGAGGAAUAUGAGGCCGAAGAUUACAUUCUCCAUCUUUAUGCAAAUGUUUGCCUUGGGGCUUCUUGGGCCUGUGAUCGACCAGAACUUCUACUACGCGGGGUUAAAGUUCACCUCACCAACUUUCUCGUGUGCUAUGAGCAACAUGCUUCCAGCAAUGACCUUCGUUAUGGCUGUCCUCUGCAGGAUGGAGAAAUUGGACAUGAAGAAGGUUAGAUGCCAAGCAAAGGUGAUAGGAACCAUAGUGACAGUAGCAGGGGCUAUGUUAAUGACACUUUACAAGGGUAAUGUUGUGGAGUUGAUUUGGACGAAGCAUGUUCACCCCCACUAUGCCGAGACAACCUCUGCAUCAUCCGACUCUUCUGAUAAAGAUUGGGUGAAAGGGUCCAUUCUUCUUAUUAUUGCUACCUUUGCAUGGGCUUCUUUUUUCAUCCUUCAGAAUGUGACGAUGAGGGUUUACAAAGCGCCUUUCUCUCUCACCUGUUUGGUAUGCUUUAUUGGUACUUUACAGUCCAUUGCUGUUACUUUUGUAAUGGAACACAAGCCUAACGUUUGGUCUAUCGGCUGGGAUAUGAACCUUCUUGCUGCUGCCUAUGCUGGAAUUGUGUCGUCAAGCAUUGCAUACUAUGUGCAAGGUUUAGUAAUGGAAAAGAGAGGGCCAGUUUUCGUGACUGCUUUUAGUCCUCUAAUGAUGAUCAUUGUUGCUAUCAUGGGUUCUUUCAUCCUAGCUGAAAAGAUCUACAUGGGAGGUGUGAUGGGUGCGAUACUGAUCGUGAUGGGACUAUACUCGGUUCUAUGGGGAAAAUACAAGGAAUUCAAGGACAAAGAAUUGAGUGACGAGAUCCUCGAUCCUGUAAAAGUCAAUUCGGGAAAUAACAAUAAUAACAACAACAUGAUGAUGAUUGAUGGUGUUGAGGCGAACGACAUCGAGAUGCAAAAGAACGAAACACACAUAUCUGCUGUUCCAGCCAUUGCCAUCAGUGCACCGAUGCCGACCCCACCAAUGAUAGCAGUGGAAGCACCAAAAGUGUAACAAAUUGAUGAAGUAAUCGAGAGCAUAAUGGAAGAGAAAAAAACAAAGAAAAUUAAUAAUGGAGGUUUUUAUAAUAUAGAUGUACAAGUACAAUAGAUUAGAGGGGGGUGGGGAGAAAAGCAAGCGCUUUUUGUAAUUUUGAAAUUUCCCAAUUUAUGUUUUACUUGAAGAUUCCAAUGAAAUCUUUGUUUGAGAA